This is a messenger RNA of Paracoccidioides lutzii Pb01, 1632 nucleotides long. RefSeq lists its product as hypothetical. The coding region runs from base 1 to 1632 and encodes 543 amino acids. The record is from RefSeq and is a predicted model, not a curated record. Gene Ontology annotation, molecular function: protein binding. The transcript has a single exon.
AUGCCAGUAAUUGGGCCCCCUUGGAUCACUGACGCUAAUUCCACCGAGAGAGAUGCAGUAGACAAAGUGGAUAUGAAAGAAGAGAAUCCGCCUCUGCUCCAGAAUCUCCCUCACGCUACAGACCCUGUUCUCAUCAAAACCGAUCCACCAGAGCUUCACCCUGCCUUCAUGCUCGAUGGAUCCGAUGCCAUUUACCCCCUUAGCCCCUAUGAAACAGAAAUUAUUUGGGUUUCCGUCGGUCCAGUUGGCGAACAGAGAACAUUCGGUGCUCAUUUGGGCAUCCUCAGCCAGUCGUCCUCCCUCAUCAGUAAGAUAUGUCCUGCAACAACAGCCAAAAGUCAUAGUCUAUCUUUAGACGAUACAAGUCCGGUGGUUUUUGAACUGGCCCUAAGGUUUCUGUAUACUGGAAACUACCAGGUUUGUUCGUAUAGCUCCACAAUCCUACCGACGCCAGAGGAUAGUGCCCUGUGCUCCGACAUCGGCUUGGAUUUUGAAAUCCAUUCUCUUGUCUACUGCUUCGCCCGGGAAUAUGCGAUAGACAGGCUUGCUGCGCUUGCCAUAGGAUAUAUCAAAAACAUGACGCAAGUUCCCUAUUGGAAUAUCCUUGACGUUGCGAAGAAGGCGUACCCAAAACUCCGCGAAGACGACGGAAAUGACAUGUAUCGAGCCAAGUUCAUGCAUGAGACGAGGCGCGCGAUGAAAAACAAUUUUAACCUUGUCCGGGAGACUUGGCUUCUUGACGUCUUUAAGAAUGAACAUGGCAAUUUGACUGUUGAUUUAUUCACAACACUAACCGAACCACUGGUGGUGGAAGAGAGCAAAUCUCUCGCUCUUGAAGACAAACAGUCAUUUGACGAUACCAGUGAGCAACAUCAAUUGGACGAACCGCUAAGUCCGUCCCAAACUGAUUACGAGAAAGGGAAAACGGUGCACUGGAAUGGUGAUGGGGGCGAUCAUGAACUUGCAAACCAUAUUCCAGAGCCACCCGCUGCCCCUAAAGAUGAGGGUCCUCCUCUUUCCCCGCCCCAGCAAACCAUAUCAAACCCAAACCCAGGUUUCCACGAAGUCGUAUACCGGGGAUAUUCGGAACAACCAGAACCAAAACUAGCCGGUCAGGAAUGUGACUGGGAUAUAUCGAUUGGAGCGAGAAAGUUUAUGAAAAAGAAGUACAACAGGAAGAAGGGAAAGAGGUUAAUAAAUGGUGAAGAAACAGAAACCUCGCGCUUAGCUACUACCGCGUAUCCAGAACCAGAAGCGGAGCCCGAACCUCUCGUCGAAACAUUGCCCUUAACCAACCAUUUCCCAACAGAGGAACCUACGCCAGAACCUCUGGACGACAAUUUCCCAGAUUUCCCAGCAGAACCUCCUCUCUCCCUCUCCCCCCCAUUCCACUCCCGCCACCAAUCCUCCCCCACUUUUAGACCUGGAGACUCGGAACCCACAACACCACAAUCACCCUUUUUUACCUCUAUGGACGGUGAGGACGAGGGUGGGAAGCCCACAGAAAAAUACUUCACAACCCCUUGCAGCAAGCGUAAGCAGCACCUGAAGUCUAUAAGUUACUGGAUCAAUUGUCCCCGUUGUAAGAACGAGUUGCGGAGUGUUGCGAGGGGGGCUUGCUGGGGGUAUUGA